GCCGCCCCGCGUGCUCGUCUGGGGCUCCCUCUGGUCGACUGAGGGCGUGCGGGAGGCGCCAAGCUGCGGAGGCCAUGACGCCAAGACAUUAUCUCCUUUUGCUGGUAGGCUGCCAGGCCUGGGCUGCAGGGCUGGCCUACUAUGGCUGCCCUAGUGAGUGCACCUGCUCCAGGGCCUCCCAGGUGGAGUGCACGGGGGCGCGCAUCGUGGCGGUGCCCACCCCUCUACCCUGGAACGCCAUGAGCCUGCAGAUCCUCAACACGCACAUCACAGAGCUCAACGAGUCCCCGUUCCUCAACAUCUCCGCCCUCAUCGCCCUGAGGAUCGAAAAGAACGAGCUAUCGCACAUCAUGCCGGGGGCCUUCCGCAACCUGGGCUCGCUGCGCUACCUCAGCCUCGCCAACAACAAGCUUCAGGUUCUGCCCGUUGGCCUCUUCCAGGGCCUCGACAACCUCGAAUCACUCCUCUUGUCCAGUAACCAGCUGGUGCAGAUUCAGCCGGCCCACUUCUCCCAGUUCAGCAACCUGAAGGAGUUGCAGCUGCAUGGCAACCACCUGGAAUACGUCCCCGAUGGCGUCUUUGACCACCUGGUGGGGCUCACCAAGCUCAACCUGGGCAAGAACAGCCUCACCCACCUGUCGCCCAGGGUCUUCCAGCACCUGGGCAACCUGCAGGUGCUCCGGCUAUAUGAGAACAGGCUCUCGGACAUCCCCAUGGGCACUUUCGAUGGCCUGGGCAACCUGCAGGAGCUGGCCCUCCAGCAGAACCAGAUCGGGACGCUGUCCCCCGGCCUCUUUCAUAACAACCGUAACCUGCAGAGGCUCUACCUGUCCAACAACCACAUCUCGCAGCUGCCCCCCGGCAUCUUCAUGCAGCUGCCCCAGCUCAACCGCCUCACCCUCUUCGGGAAUUCCCUGAAGGAGCUGUCUCCGGGCAUCUUCGGGCCCAUGCACAACCUGCGGGAGCUCUGGCUGUACGACAACCACAUCGCUUCUCUCCCCGACAACGUCUUCAGCAACCUCCGCUCGUUGCAGGUCCUCAUCCUUAGCCGCAACCAGAUCAGCUUCAUCUCACCGGGCGCCUUCAACGGGCUCUCGGAGCUGCGAGAGCUGUCCCUGCACACCAACGCGCUGCAGGACCUGGACGGCAAUGUCUUCCGCAUGUUGGCCAACCUGCAGAACAUCUCCCUGCAGAACAACCGCCUCCGACAGCUCCCGGGCAACAUCUUCGCCAAUGUCAACGGCCUCAUGACCAUCCAGCUGCAGAACAACCAGCUGGAGAACCUGCCCCUGGGCAUCUUCGACCACCUGGGGAACCUGUGUGAGCUGCGGCUCUACGACAAUCCCUGGAGAUGCGACUCAGGCAUCCUGCCUCUCCGCAACUGGCUCCUGCUCAACAAGCCCAGGUUAGGGACCGACACCCUCCCAGUGUGUUCCAGCCCUGCCAAUGUCCGAGGCCAGUCCAUCGUCAUCGUCAACAUCAAUGCCGCGGCCCCCAGUGUCCAGGUCCCAGCCGUCCCUGAGGUGCCCAGCUACCCAGAAACCCCACGGUACCCUGACACACCCAGCUACCCUGACACACCCGGCUAUACUGACACAACAUUCAUCUCCUCCACCACUGAUUUCACCAGCCCCAUGGAAGACUACACGGAUCUGACCACCAUCGGAGCCACCGACGAACGCGGCACGUGGGGCAUGACCCGGGCCCAGAGCGGACUGGCCAUCGCCGCCAUCGUGAUCGGCGUCAUUGCCUUGGCCUGCUCCCUGGCAGCCUGCAUCUGCUGUUGCUGCUGUAAGAAGAGGAGCCAGGCGGUCCUGAUGCAAAUGAAGGCACCCAAUGAGUGUUAGGGAGGCUGGAGGCGGGGCUGGGGACUGGGGCCUCAGAGGGGCUCCAAAUUUCAUCCAUCUGCCUCCCCUGCCUGGUCCCUGGUGGCUGUGUCUGGGCCCUGGAGAAAGGUGCCUCCACCUUUUCCUGGUCUUCCUGGAGAGAAGCAGGUGUGGCAGGACCUUCUUCCCAGCAGGGAGCUCCACCUGGCCACGGCAAGA
Lepus europaeus (European hare) is the source of this 2045-nucleotide messenger RNA. It is a transcript of the gene LRRC15, whose product is annotated as leucine rich repeat containing 15. The record is from RefSeq and is a predicted model, not a curated record. Lineage: Eukaryota; Metazoa; Chordata; Mammalia; Lagomorpha; Leporidae. The coding region runs from base 75 to 1847 and encodes 590 amino acids. Gene Ontology annotation, molecular function: protein binding. The transcript has 2 exons.